Molecule: messenger RNA, 1014 nt
Organism: Impatiens glandulifera
Lineage: Eukaryota; Viridiplantae; Streptophyta; Magnoliopsida; Ericales; Balsaminaceae
Product: disease resistance protein RPP13-like
Exons: 1
Coding region: 1-1014 (337 amino acids)
Molecular function (GO): ADP binding
Source: RefSeq, a predicted model, not a curated record
AUGGAAUCGAUAGCAACUGGGACGACGGUGGUAGCACUGGAAAUGCUGAUUAAACUUCUUGCAAAAGAAACUAAGUCUAUGACCAAUGUUAGCCAAAGAGUGAGCGGUUUAAAAGAUGAUUUGGAGUACAUAAAUUCAUUUCUGAAGAUGGCGGAAUCAAUAAAUGAAAAAGACGAUGCACUGAAGAUAUGGGUGAAACAAGUCAGAGACUUGGCUUUUGAGACCGAAGACGUUGUGGAAGAGUUCUUACUUCUUUUGACACUGCCAUCUCAUCACUUUCUAAGAGCACAGAUCUUUCAUCUGCAAAAUCUGAGAACAAGGCACCUCUUAUCUGAAAAGAUAAAACUCAUCAGCUUGAAGAUGAAAGGAAUCAAAGAAAGAAGAGAGACAUUUUCUCUUCCGAGUACAUCACAUGAUCAUGAAUAUUUGGGAGGGCAUGCCUUGAGACUUGAUGCUCUAUUUGUCCAAGAUACUGAGGUGGUGGGAAUCGACGAUUCCAAGAGCCAAUUAUCCACAUUGCUUAAUGUGGAAGAUAAGAAUCUAUUUAUUGUCACCGUGGUAGGGAUGGGGGGCGUAGGAAAGACGACUCUGGUAAAGAAAGUCUACGAGAGUCGAGCAGUAAAGGAGAGCUUUGAUUGCCGAGCUUGGAUAACCGUUUCUCAGUCAUUUACUAUCUCGGGACUUCUCCGAGCUUCCUUGAAGAGUUUUAAAGGAGAAUUAAAAGAAGGGUCAGAUGGUGUCGAAUGGCUGAUCAACACACUGAAUAAUUAUCUGCAACAAAAGAGAUACAUUAUUGAGCUUGAUGAUAUUCAGUGUGUUGAUCAGCCCUUAGGAAGUGAUGAGAUGAUGUUUCCGGAAGAUCAAGUCAUCAAAAGAUCCAGGCUCAUUCGAUUAUGGGUGUCUGAAGGAUUCGCCGAAGACAAACUGGUAGGAUAUACCCGCGAAGAGGUUGCUGAGGGCUACCUAAUUGAACUGGUUAAUAGAAAUAUGGUUCAAAGUGUUUCGAAAAAUUGA